UAUUUUCUUGUACUUUUAGCAACAAAUACAUCUUAUCAUGAAGAUAAUGAUAAUGACGAUAUUUGGAGACAAAUGAAUAAUAAUAAUCGAAUGUUAUGUGAAAAUGCAAGUACAAUUUUACAUAAUGAUUAUCAAUUUGAACCUAUUGAUCAUGAUUUUCCAUCAAUUGAUAUUAAUACAAUGCCAUCAUCAGCUAUAUCAACACCACAUCAAACAAAUAAUACACAUUCAAUAAAACGUCCUGUACCAAUAAAUAAUUAUCAUUCAAAUCCAGUAAUUGAACGUCCAAAAAAAUAUCAUCAACAACAAUAUGUAUUAACAACAAAAAGAAAUUCCACAAUAAAUACUCCAGAUAUUGGUUCAACAGCCCGUUCAUAUACAUUAACAAGAUCAUUAACAACUGAUCAAAUUGGAAAUACUAUUAAUUCAACAACAAGAUCAACGAAUAAUAAUAGACUUUAUUAUUACCCUAGUGUACAAGAUGUACUUGAUGCAUUAAAUCGUCGUUCAUUUGAUAAAGAAUCAUUUGUUUAG
Rotaria sordida is the source of this 534-nucleotide messenger RNA. The record is from the annotation of a GenBank genome assembly. NCBI's taxonomy places the organism in Eukaryota, Metazoa, Rotifera, Eurotatoria, Philodinida, Philodinidae.